Messenger RNA from Asterias rubens (European starfish), 2024 nucleotides. Its product is annotated as X-ray repair cross-complementing protein 6-like. The record is from RefSeq and is a predicted model, not a curated record. Bases 47 to 1849 code for a protein of 600 amino acids. Gene Ontology annotation, molecular function: damaged DNA binding; double-stranded DNA binding; telomeric repeat DNA binding. Gene Ontology annotation, biological process: double-strand break repair via nonhomologous end joining; telomere maintenance; cellular response to gamma radiation. Lineage: Eukaryota; Metazoa; Echinodermata; Asteroidea; Forcipulatida; Asteriidae. Gene Ontology annotation, cellular component: Ku70:Ku80 complex; nucleus. The transcript is spliced from 15 exons.
GUCAGAGGUCACGCUUAGAGCGGCACGCAAGGGAAGUACAUAAAUCAUGAGCAAUUGGGGUCAACCCUUUGGCUAUGCCGACGGUAGCGGUGAUGAAGAUGAGGAUGGUGAGGGUGGGUACCAGCAAACCUACACUAACAAAGACAGUCUAAUCUUCCUGGUAGACUGUGGGGAACCAAUGACCAAGAAGAGCGUACCCGGGGAAGACAGCCAUUUCCAGCUUUGCAUGAGGUGUGCACGUAGCGUGUUAACCAAUAAGAUCAUUAGUAGCGACAAGGAUCUGCUCGGAGUAGUCUUCUUCGGCACGGAUAAGAAACAAAACAGCGGCAACUUCGAGCAUGUCUACGUUCUACAGGAUCUUGACCAACCAAGUGCAGCCAGAAUCCUCGAACUUGAAACGUUAUUGGAGGAUGGUUUUGAUUUUGAGGCGGCGUAUGGACAUAACUCGGGGUACUCACUCAGUGACGCUCUGUGGACCUGCUCAAACAUGUUUUCUCAAAGCACACAGAAGAUUGGCCAUAAGAGAGUUCUUCUGUUCACAAACAAUGACGACCCUCACCCCAACAACUUGGCCACCCAACGCCAAGCCAAGACAAAAGCCAAAGAUCUUCACGAGAUCGGAAUUGAUGUUGAGCUGAUGCAUCUCACACAGCCCGGCAAAGAGUUUGACCUCUCAAAAUUCUAUCAGGAUAUAGUAUUUUCUCCAGACGAUGAAGACCUCGGGGUACUUCCAGACCCAGCGGAGAAGUUUGAGGAGCUGCUGAUUAGGGUUAGAGCAAAGGAUCACAAGAAACGCUCCUUGGGCAAGCUGGCCUUGACUCUCGGUGAAGGAUUGGAGCUUGGAGUUGGAGUGUACAACCUUGUCAGGCAACAAAACAAACCAUAUCCCGUCAAACUUUACAAGAAAACAAACGAGCAGCUAAAGCCAAAGUCACGGAUGUUCUGUGAGGACACCGGGGAAUUAUUGAUGCCAACAGACAUCACCAAGUAUCAGGUCUACGGCGGAAAGAACAUCGUCUGUGAAAAGGAAGAACUAGCAGAGAUCAAGAACUUUGGUGAAUCAGGGCUGCUCCUCAUGGGUUUUAAACCUCGCAGUGCCAUAAAGCGUCACUACUACAUGCAGCCAGCUCAGUUUCUCUUCCCCGAUGAGAACGUCGUCAGAGGAAGCACGAGUCUCUUCGCUGCUCUCCUGAAGAGAUGUCUUGCGAGGGAAGUCGUCGCCAUUUGCCGGUAUAUUCCACGGAAAAACACACCGCCUGUGUUUGUUGCACUUAUGCCGCAGGAAGAAGAACUUGACGAUCACAAUGUCCAGGUGACGCCUCCUGGAUUUCAUCUUUUGUUCCUUCCCUUCUCGGAGGAUUUCCGAAAACUCACCCUUCCGGAGCCAACUCAAGCCACCAUUGCUCAAAUCAAAAAAGCCAAGGAUGUUGUGAAGAAGCUGCAGUUCAACUUCAGGAGUGAGAACUUUGAGAACCCGGUUCUGCAGACGCAUUACCGCAACCUGGAGGCACUGGCCCUCGAUCGAGACAAACCUGAAGAAAUCACAGAUCUUACAGCGCCUAACAAUGAAAUGAUCAAGAAAAGGGCUGGAAAGGUUCUUGAGGAAUUUAAGGAGCUGGUCUUCCCGGAGGGAUAUGAACCCGGUGCUAAGCAGCGGAAGGUGGGAGGUGGUGAUCCUAAGAAGCCCAAACCCACGGUUGACGUUGAUAUGAAUCAAUAUGCACAAGAUGGAAAGCUUGCAAAGCUGACUGUUGCUGUCUUGAAGGAGUUUUGUACAAAGAAUGGCCUAGCCUCCGCUGGCAAGAAGAACGACCUCGUAGAGACCGUCAAGAACUUCUUUGGGGUCUGACCUUGAAUCAAUCAAAUCAUUGAAGUCGUAAAUUUUUAUAGAUACUUUUUUUUACUUCUGUAAAAGAUCAAACACGUAGACAAACUAAUAGUAAUAUUUGCAAAGUUUUAAAGGCACUGACACCUUUGAUAAUUGUCAAAGACCAGUCUACUCACUUGGUGCAUCUCAACAUGCA